UGGCCCAGAUCUGCAGAUGCACGCGGCGGUAACAGAGCAACCGGGGCCGAGGGACAACAAGGGCUCUGGUGAAGAAGAGAGAGGCUGCCCAGUGAGGAGACAAUCCCGGGCCUGAGGAAGCUCGAUAUGCAGUUUAUUUUUCCUCCCGACAAAGACACGCACUGUCUCAGCUGAGUGGCUGGUUGUUAUUAAGACGCUGCUGUAAGAGGGGAAAACGUAUUUCAUAAAAGGCCCAGUGUUCGUGGUCUUCUUGGACUUGCUGCUGAGCUUUGGAAAUCUUGAGGUGUGACCAGUUUUCAGCCUUCCAAACCAAGAUGAACUGCCCUUGAGAAGGGGUGGUCGGAGGGGGGAAAUAUGUUCACGCUCUCGCUCCUGAGCCGGGGACACGGGAAGUUGGUCCAGAGCAAACAGAAGUUAGAAGUCUACUUUGAACCAGAGGAUUACUUGAACUGGAAGUCCCCAGAAGACUACAUCCUGGUCAACAAACCUCAGGGUGAGGACGGUACCCACCAGCCCUCCUGGAACCUCUUCCUUCCUAAAACGUUCAGCACUAGAAAGGGCGCCCUGAUCCUCUACUCAGAAGGUUUAGCCUUAUCAGCAUGGACACCCGAAGAAAGGAGAAAAGUCCCCUACCACCCCAAAAGCUACAGGAAGAGGCUGGAUCUUGAACUGCACACUCUUCAAGAUCUCAAAGAAGCUAUCCUAGUGUACGGCAGCAAGCAGGGGAAGCAGGACAGAGCCUGGCAGCCGUACCUCUACUUCCGAAGCCAGCUGGAGAGCCAGGCCCAACGGCAGAUCCAGCCUGGGUACUCAGCCAAGAGAUACCUCCGAGGCCUCUUGCGGACAUGGCCCCCUGACGCCAUGUACAGGCUCCAUUGUGCAGGAUACAUCAAGGAUUCUGUGCUGCUCCAGGACACUCAACUUAAUGUACCUAAGAAUCUCAGGCCACAACAGGACCUUUCGGGGGUACCCCCCAAAUACCAUUUCCUGCCAGUCUUCCCUCCAUUUUGGAUGCAACAAGGAAAAGCUUUUGGACAAGAUCAACAGGGCCCGGAUGAAGGGAAAGCUGGGGAUAAUGGACACGUGGACCAGGGAUCUUUAGCCAAGAACCUCGGCAGGCAGGGAAGCCGCUUGCCACCUCUCAGCAAGCAGCCCUGGCUGGAGGAGGAAAGCCGGGCAGAGGACACAUCAAUAGAGAAUCACCUUCGUGUACACGCUUCAAAGGAAAGCCACAAUAAAAAGACACAGCCAACCUCCAGGAAGGCCGCCGGGCGCGCCCACAUAGAUCAUUCUUGGCUCCUGAGUGACCAAUCCCACGUUACAUUCUAUGGCAGUGCCUUCCCUAGCAGGAGGGCAGAUCUCAGCGACAGACAAGGGAAUGUGAAACUGCACGAGGCCCGAAGCGGCCACUGGGUUAAACCUGCUGAAAGACGCCUUUUCCCUCCUGUAGCAUCUGCCACCGGCUCAGAAAAUAUAACCCACGGGGAAGCAAAGAAGAAAAAGGCUUUGAAAUUACCUCCUAUCUUGGAAGAACCACCUAGAGUCCUGGACCCCCUGAGGAGCCAACUUAAAGUCAAUGAGUCCCCUGAAGAGCUCUUCAUCUUUCCCGUGGAGAUUCAUUUCCAUACCCAGCACCCUACAAGAGAGAAAGCCCACAAAAGAGGUGCUCCACGCCCUGAGUCAGAACAAAAAACAGCAGAGACCAGGACUUUAUGGAGAUCUUCCACGAAGUAUGCGUCUUUAGAAAGACCAAGAGGGUUAACAAUGCAUCUCCCGCCAGUGGACACCGGCAAGAACACGCUCUCGCCUCAAGAGGAUGAUGUCCUGCCCCGGAAUGCAGCACCCGCUGUGGGCCUUCUACCCCCAAUUAAAGGAAGAAGAAGUCCAGAGAGCCAGAAGAGCCGGCACAGCCCCAAGACAUCAGGCAGCAUUAGCCCCAGCAGACCCCCAAGUGUGAGACCACCUGGGAGCCCAUUGCCGUCGGGACAAGAAGAUUCCAGAGACCCCACGCUGGGACACUUCCUGCUGGGUCCAGAUGGAGCAAACGUCUGCCUGUCGCUCUCAGGGCUUACUCAAAGUGAGGCGCUUCCAUCGGGCAAAGCUGUCAAUUCAAAUAUCAGCCAUGAAGAGGAAGAGUCUAGUAUUCCGCAUUUCCUAAAAGCGAACGCUGAAUCUGGAACCAAUCUUCACACAGACCUUUGUGAAACCUCGUCUUUGACUCAAACAGCAAAGAAACAGGGAGCCCAGCAGUCCUUGGCAGCAGCAGCUCCGAAGACAGGAGAGCCUCAAAGUUGUAUAAAUAAAGGGCUGAUACGUUCAAACGGAAAAGAAUUUUACACGCGCAAGCUGCACAUCGACAUGACGCCGUUCCUGAAGGAAAGUGGAGAUGAACCGGACUACGAUGAAGAAUCAGGAGGACUCCUCGGGGAAAAUCAAUUCAGCCAAGACCCAGAGCCAAAGAGUGUGACCUCUGACCUUCUCAGUGCUUCCCUGGCUAAACACAUCCAGACCCCGGAGGCAGAUACUGUACAAAAGGCGGACAGAGAUUAUGAUGUACACCAUCUGCACAGAGGACUUCCAGGACCCGAGCCCCAGUCACCAGAGAGGGUGGGUGCUGCGGAUACUUCUCGUCCUCCUAGAGAAAGAGACGGGGAGCCCAAACCGACCCUGUUCAGCCAGCAGACACCAGCCAGCAUCAGUCAUGAGGAGGAAUUGAUUGACAAAGCCAAGAGAAGGAAAAGAACCAAGACAGACAAGACUAAAGCACCCAAAAGGGAGAAGGAACGGGCAGUCUACAGGGAAGCAGAGGCUGUUGUCGGGAAGACAAAGGACUCAAAGUCUGAAAAGAAAUUAGAACUAAUUCCCAAAGGAAGAAAAACAAGAGCCAAAAAGAAAAGUGCACAGAAGGAAAGGAAUUUGGAGGGAGCAGCAGGGCUAAGUGGGCCUGGUGCCAUGAACUCUCAGGAAACAGGAGAUGCCUCAGACAGAGGGAUCUUCCCUUCAGACUCUGUGGUAGAGGACCCUUGGCUUUCUCCCAGAUACGAUGUUGAGGAGAGCCAAGUUUCCAUAGAUGGAAGAUCACCACCCACCCAGAGCAUGGCUGUCACUGGCAACAGGGAAUCUGAAGAGAGAAGCCAUGAUGACCCUUCCAAGGCCCUCCUGGAUAAGAAGGAGCAGGAGAAGGCUUCCCGGGACAGGCUGAGAGCAGAGAGGGCCGAGCUGCGGCGGCUGGAGGUGGAGAGGAAGAGAAGGGAGCAGGAAGAGCAGAGGCGGCUGCAGCAGGAACAACUGGAGAGGGCAGAGAAGAUGAAGGAGGAGUUGGAGCUGGAGCAGCAGAGACGUGCAGAGGAGAUCCGCCUAAGGAAACAGAGACGGGAGGAAGAGCUGCAGCGGCAGGAGGAGGAGGAGAGAAGGCAGCAGCUCCAGCGGCAAGCGGCCCAGGAGAGAGCCCGGCAGCAGCAAGAGGCGUUCCGGAGGAAGCUGCAGGAGCUACCAAGGAAUCUGCAUGCCACCCAUUCACAAACCAAGCUCUGGAAUAUUCUUCCCCAAGCCUCCCCCUUUUCUGUAGAGGCAGAGAAGCAGAGGCAGAAGGAAUUGGAAAUGCAGCUAGCAGAAGAACAAAAACGCCUGAUGGCGAUGGCUGAGGAGGAACGGCUGGGGGAGCAGCGGCAGAAACAGGAAGCAGAAGAGAAGGCUCUGCUGGAGGCAGAGGAGCGGAGGCAGGAGGAAGAGGAGGCAGCAAGGCUGGCGCUGGAGGAAGCCACGAAACUAGCCCAGGAACAAGCCAGGCAAAAAGCUGCUUUGGAGAAACAUCUUCAUUUCCAGCAAGAAUUUCAUAAGGAAGCCAGGGGCCUGCAAUGGACACACAACAUUUCCAGACCAUGGGUUUACUCUUAUUUCCAGUUCCUACAGAUACCCAGGCCUUAAAGCUAGAAGAAAACUAAAAAGAAAUGCGCUUCUACAAGCCAGAAAUUGAGCUUAAUUUGGACUCUGUAUUGCAGUGCUACUGGACUUACUGGGAUUUGAUGCUCUUUUUAACUCCUUAAUGUAAAUGCAGACAGAAAUAAAAUGGCUAAAA
This is a messenger RNA of Tupaia belangeri chinensis (Chinese tree shrew), 4078 nucleotides long. RefSeq names its product KIAA2012 ortholog. The transcript is spliced from 25 exons. The record is from RefSeq and is a predicted model, not a curated record. The coding region runs from base 355 to 3927 and encodes 1190 amino acids. Lineage: Eukaryota; Metazoa; Chordata; Mammalia; Scandentia; Tupaiidae.